This is a messenger RNA of Tarenaya hassleriana, 1611 nucleotides long. RefSeq names its product PI-PLC X domain-containing protein At5g67130. Gene Ontology annotation, biological process: lipid metabolic process. The transcript is spliced from 8 exons. The record is from RefSeq and is a predicted model, not a curated record. The coding region runs from base 119 to 1450 and encodes 443 amino acids. Gene Ontology annotation, molecular function: phosphoric diester hydrolase activity. NCBI's taxonomy places the organism in Eukaryota, Viridiplantae, Streptophyta, Magnoliopsida, Brassicales, Cleomaceae.
UUUUUUUUUUUGAUAAUUCGCUUUCAGUUUUUUUGUUUCCUUGUGAUUUCGUAAACCCUAGACCUUACGCGCGAAAAUCUCGGAUUGAUUUUUUCCUUUUUUUGUGAUCGUUGCGGAAAUGCAGGGUAUCGUUCUCUUUCCGGAACGGCUUCUUCAUCUGUUGUUCAUCAUCGCCUUCUGCUUCUCCUCCUCCGCUUCCUCUCUCAAGAUCGGAGAGACGUGCGAUUCGAGCAGACCUUGCGACGUCGGAUUGAGCUGCCGGAGCUGCCCGGCGAACGGCGAUACCCGAUCCAGAUGCACCCGGAUCCGACCCGUCAACCCGACUUCCAAGGUGAAAGGUUUGCCGUUCAACAAGUACUCGUUCCUGACGACGCACAACUCUUACGCACUCUCAGGGGCAAAAUCGGCAACUGGUUCUAUCCUCAUCUCUCCGACGAAUCAAGAAGAUUCCGUCUCCGACCAGCUUCAGAAUGGUGUUGGAGGUCUCAUGCUCGACAUGUAUGACUUCAACAAUGAUAUAUGGCUGUGCCAUUCCACUGGUGGAAGAUGCUUCAACUUCACUGCCUUUCAACCUGCCGUCAAUGUGCUUAAAGAGAUUCAUGACUUUCUUGAAUCGAACCCAUCUGAGAUCGUUACCAUCAUCAUCGAAGAUUACGUCACAUCUCCUCAAGGCUUGACAAAGGUAUUCAACACAUCUGGAUUGAGUAAGUACUGGUUUCCGAUCUCGAGAAUGCCCAAGAAUGGUGAGAACUGGCCAGCUGUGGAUGAUAUGGUGAAGCAGAACCAGCGGCUGGUCGUUUUCACGUCCAGAAAGGACAAGGAAUCUUCGGAGGGUAUCGCCUAUCAGUGGAACUACAUGGUGGAAAACCAAUAUGGUGAUGAUGGGAUGAAAGAUGGGUCAUGUCCAAAGCGAGGGGAAUCAUCUCCAUUGGACACCAAGUCUCGAUCUUUGGUACUUCAGAACUAUUUCAGUACUAAUCCAAAUUCAAGUCAGGCUUGUGCAGACAACUCGGCUCCACUGACUAAGAUGAUGAGAACCUGCUUCGAAGCAGCUGGAAAAAGGUGGCCUAACUUCAUCGCCGUCGAUUUCUAUCAGAGAAGUGACGGUGGAGGAGCAGCAGAGGCGGUAGACGAAGCAAACGGGCAUCUUACAUGUGGGUGUGACAGUAUAGCCUUCUGCAAGGUCUCUGGCUUCAUAUCAAUCACAAUAGCUUCUUCUAUUCCUUCUCAUACGAUUGGACGCAUUCUUGAAUCUGUGUGUGUAAUGAACAGGAAAACGCGGCCUUUGGCACGUGCGAGGCUCCACCGCCGAUUUCGGCUCCGUCACCAGAGGCCGGCAGAGGGACUUCAUCCUCCGGCAAACAGGGCUCUGUCCCGACGGGGAAUGCUCAUUCCACUGGUACUGGGGUCUGGUCAGUCGUUCUCAUGGUCUCAGCGGCCUGGUUCUUGAUGUGGCUGUAAAUUGGAUUUGUCUUCGUCGAUCACAAGCUUUUGCGUUGUGCUGUAAAUCGGAGUUCAAUUUUUUUCAUCCUCCACUUUGUUAUUCGUAGUUCUGUUAUAUUACAACACUGUCGUCGAUUAACACGAAAUUUGUUUUUUUUUUCCUCUAAA